CUUUGGAAAAAUGAUUCCCAGAAGUUCAAUAUGGAACUUAAGCAGAAUUAUUCCCAAUUUGAAAUCAAUAAUUUAGAGAUUGCAACAGAAAUCAUUAAAGGUCGAAAAUAUCGUCGAGAUAAAGGAAAAGCUGUGAUGAAUUCUGACGAAAUUGAUGAAAAUCUUCCUGAUUUUGAAAAACUCAGAAAGCUAGAUAUUACGGGUAGAGCUUUUCUCCGGUUAACAGAAGAGAAAUUAACUUGUAAACCUGAUCUUUACGAACUUAAACCAAGUCCAGCAGAAGGAAUAAUGGAAUUAGUUGAAGAACUCAAUAAAAAACAGAAAAAAGAAGAGUAA
Molecule: messenger RNA, 336 nt
Organism: Acaulospora morrowiae
Lineage: Eukaryota; Fungi; Glomeromycota; Glomeromycetes; Diversisporales; Acaulosporaceae
Source: the annotation of a GenBank genome assembly